AUGCACAAAACUCAUGAUUAAAUUACAUAAGAAAGUCAAGAAGAUCUUUAUAAUGAAAAUAAAAGCGCAUCCUUGCUAGGAGUUAAAUCCUAUUAGUAGUAUGCCUAUAGAUGGAUAAUUUUGAUAUGUUUUCUUAGUGUUGUAUUUAUUAAUGGUAUUGCAUAUCAAACUUUUAUUCCAAAUGCAAAAUAAGUAUAAUAUGAUAAUAAUAAAAGUUUAUUGAAUUAUAUGAUGUUAGUGAACAAAUAAUAACAUUAUCUGGCACAAUAUUUUUGAUAAUGUAACCAUUGUUUACAUUUUUUGCAUCUUCAUGUAUUUAUUAAAUUUAUAAUAAGUUAUUGUAAAGAAAGGAUUUGCUUUAUCAUUAAAUUUUGGAGUCUUGUUAACAAUAGUUGGAUAUGGUAUAAGAUUAUUAAUAAAUAAAUUUUCAUUUUCAAUUGUUAUUUUAGGAUAAGCAUGUCUUGGAAUAUCAAGACCUUUUAUAUUGAAUGGUCAGAUUACAAUGGCAUAGAAUUGGUUUUAUCCAUCAAAUAGGACAGCAGUAUUAACAGCUUGCAAUGCUUUUUAAACAUUUUCUAUGAUCAUAAGUGUUAUAUGGCCAGCUAAUUGGAUUUUUCAAGAUUAUUCUUAUACUGAAGAGUUGAAAGAAAAAGGUUUAGACUUAUCUUUAAAACUCUAAUACUAAUAAUUUUUCUUAAGUCUAGUACUUAUUCCUGUGAUCUUUUUAAUUAGAAAUAAUCCAGCAACUCCUCCUUCAGGAUUUAAAACUACAGAAAGUGAUGUUGGAGUUUAAGAAUCAAUAAUAAAAUUAUUAAAAAAUGGAAAUUUCAUACUCAUUCUAUUAACUUACAGUUUUUAUUUUGGAACUAUUAAAGGAUAUGGAUUGAAUGUACCAUAUUUAAUGUCUCCUUUUGGAUUUAUUGAUACUCAUUAUUCAAUUGCUUCUUCAAUGCUAAUAAUUGGUGGAUUUAUAUCAGCAGGGAUGGUAUCUAAGAUUGUAUAAAAGUUUAAAAAGUAUAAGGCUAUUGGAAUAGUAUUAUUAACUAUAUCUUUAGCCUUAACAUUAUUAACAUAUCCUAUAAUGAUGACAGAACAAUUUAUCCCUUUAUGCAUCUAAUAAUUAUUAUUAGGAUUUUUCUUAAUUCCAAUGGUUCCAGUUUUAAUGGAAUUUGGAUGUGAAGCAAUAUAUCCUUUAAAUGGUAGUUUUUCAAUUGGGGUUAUGGUUUCAGGAGCAACAAUAGCGGCUUUGUUGAGUAGCAUUUUAUUAACAUAUACAGCUAAAGGUAAAGAUAGUGAUAAGUUAAGUGCUUUAAUAACUACUAUCAUUUGGUGUAGCAUAUUUUUAAUAGGAUUUAUAUUCUUUUUGUUUACAAAAGAAAUUGAAAAUAGAUCAAAAGAGCAAGAAGAAAAGGAAAGGAAAAAUUUAAUAAAAUCAGAUUCCUCUAAUAAAAAUCAUUAAACUUCCAUUAAUGAAUCAUUUCAUUCAGAAAAAGAUAAAAGUAAAGAGGAUUUUAAACAAGAACAAGUAAUUAUUGUUUAAAAUUAAUUUUUAUAAAAUAAUGAUGAUUUAAAUAAAGAUGAUAAAAACAAUGAUAAAUAACAAUGA
Molecule: messenger RNA, 1606 nt
Organism: Paramecium pentaurelia
Lineage: Eukaryota; Ciliophora; Oligohymenophorea; Peniculida; Parameciidae
Source: the annotation of a GenBank genome assembly